This is a messenger RNA of Nycticebus coucang (slow loris), 2721 nucleotides long. RefSeq names its product calcineurin like EF-hand protein 1 (gene CHP1). The record is from RefSeq and is a predicted model, not a curated record. Bases 247 to 834 code for a protein of 195 amino acids. Gene Ontology annotation, molecular function: calcium ion binding. NCBI's taxonomy places the organism in Eukaryota, Metazoa, Chordata, Mammalia, Primates, Lorisidae. The transcript has 7 exons.
UUUCGGGGGCUGGAACUCGCCUCACCGACGUCGGCUCCAGCGCAGGGCUGAGCUUCGUUCCUGAUUGGCUGGUCGCAGGGGCCGUCCCCCCGCCCGCCACCCCUGGGUUCCCUCCCGGGUCCGCAGUGGAAACACAGCCCUCUCCCUUCUUGACCCCUCUCUCUUCCUUCCUCCUCCUUUCCCUCCCUCCCUCCAGCCGCUGUAGCUUCUGGCGCCGCUGCCCCCGAAGGCGCUCCCGGCUCGGCGAUGGGGUCUCGGGCCUCUACGUUACUGCGGGACGAAGAGCUUGAGGAAAUCAAGAAGGAGACUGGCUUUUCCCACAGUCAGAUCACUCGCCUCUACAGCCGAUUCACCAGCCUGGACAAAGGAGAGAAUGGGACUCUCAGCCGGGAAGAUUUCCAGAGGAUUCCAGAACUUGCCAUCAACCCACUGGGGGACCGUAUCAUUAAUGCCUUCUUUCCAGAAGGAGAGGACCAGGUAAACUUCCGUGGAUUCAUGAGAACCUUGGCUCAUUUCAGACCUAUUGAGGAUAAUGAAAAGAGCAAAGAUGUGAAUGGACCAGAACCACUCAACAGCCGAAGCAACAAACUGCACUUUGCUUUUCGACUAUAUGAUUUGGAUAAAGAUGACAAGAUCUCCCGUGAUGAGCUGUUACAGGUGCUACGCAUGAUGGUUGGAGUGAAUAUCUCAGAUGAGCAGCUGGGCAGUAUCGCAGACAGGACCAUUCAGGAGGCUGAUCAGGAUGGGGACAGUGCCAUAUCUUUCACAGAAUUUGUUAAGGUUUUGGAGAAGGUGGACGUUGAGCAGAAAAUGAGCAUCCGAUUUCUUCACUAAGGGAUGAAACCAAAUUGUUCGUUGCUUUCUAGUAUUUAAGAAACUUGAGAGUCCUCCUGUCUACCAGCCCUGCCUUUACCCCAUCAUUCCCCUUAUCCUAACGUACUACUGCUGUUGCAUGACAACCCCACAUAUGUUCUGUCAACACAAACCAGCCUUUAGUAUAUAAACAGGGCAUUACAGAAUGGUACACCCCGUCUAUUUCUAUUCAUUAUCCAUUCACCAGUUCUCCAUUUAUAUAUAUCAUCUUGCUAAUGAAUGCUACACAUCCAUCCAGUCUGAGAAAGUAAGAGGCCAUCAUGCCAAGGUCAAGCCAGCAAAGCUCCUUCACCAGAUGUGAACUGUAGCCAUGCUGCCUUCUCUCCAGCGAGGCCUUGGCAUACUUUUCAUCCUUUUUAUAUGUCUUUUGCUUCCUACUUCUCUUGUCACCCCACAAACCAUUCACUUAGUCUUACCAUCCCUCUCCUUUUUACUGAGUCUCAAAAUCUCUGUUCUACUUGGCAUCCCAAACUAUACCUGUUAAAUAUGUCUGACUUGGCAGGAUAGUUGGGUGGUCUGGCAGUUAUUAUCACCAUCAUACUUCAAUGGGUCUCUGGGAUGUUGCCUCUCCAGGAGCUUUUGGAUAACAUCAUUUCUUUCUGAAGAAUGAGACCAUAUCUUUGACCCUUGCACUCCGUUCUGUCAUCAAAGGGUUGUUGGGUAAAGCAUCCUUCUUGAAAGGUGGGAGAUAUAUAGCCAAGUCUUGCCCAGGUCUCUUUACCUGUGGCCUUCCAUUCUCAACUUAUGUACCUACAUGGCUCCUCUUAUUAGUACAGUAUUGUUUAUUAAGAAGAUAGCCAUAUGCCUGCAGGUUUGCUUAGUUUGAGGACACCAUUACUACCAGAAUGGCUGCUAUGACAAUGUGCUUGGGAACUUUCUCAUGGGUUCUUGAACAAGGAGGGUGGGCACCCUGUAAAGCCUGCUGAAUUCAUACCUGUGCAGCAUGGUUUAUGCCUCAGUGUUAUAUGCACUGGAAUAUUUUCCACUUUAUGUUUCCAAGUAGAGAAAUUAGUGUUAUGGAAGUGCCUAAUGUAUCCCAGUCCAAAAAAUUUAAAGAUUGUCCUUAGUAUCUUGAGGUUUUACACAAAAUUCUUUAUGAAUUUUACACUUGGCAAAAUGUUAAUGCUGGAAACCAUAGUCAGCGCCUGAUGCAAGUCCAAAGCAUUGAAUGUAUUAUAUCGUUAGCUGCCUGUAAUCUUAGCUUCCUAGUUCUAGUAGACCACUGCUAAUCCCUUAGAAACAAGGGGUCUUCCACUGGUGGUUCAACCUAAGGUGGCAUUACAGGUCUUUGAGCAAGCCACAGCAACUUUUCUGCCAAUCAGCUUAGUUUAAGCUUCAAUGAAUCAAGCUGUUGCCAUCCUCAUGUAUGUCUGUAUGAGUCUAUUCAUCCAUGUAUCUGCCCUUGACUGACUUUCUCUUACUCAUUGCUUGCUUGCUUGCUUGUUUCCUUGCUUUCAAAGGCUAAGAUGUGUACAUAAUUCUUUAGGAAGAGGACUGUGAAAAAAUGCCACUGCAAAAGGAUGGAGAAUGAAUGAUAGGGAAUAGGGCAGUGGCCAGGCUGGAUGGUUCAAGUAUAAAUGAAUGAAGAAUUCUUUAUGAAACAUCAGUCUGACUUUGUGAUCAAGUGAUGUAAUAUAGGAACUGUAUAAAAGGGAAGAAUUGUCUGAUAACUGAUCUGUAAAAGAGGUACUUCAGAGGCUCCUUGAUUCACAUAUUUAAAGUUUCUAAGAUUAUGGCUUUCCCCACUUUUGGCUGUACAGCAAACUGUUUUAAUCCACAGUUGUGCCUUAUUGUUCCAUUAAAAUUAUAUCAUCAAUCCAUCAAUAAAUACUUGUGAUUAAAACAAAA